This is a messenger RNA of Arctia plantaginis, 357 nucleotides long. Lineage: Eukaryota; Metazoa; Arthropoda; Insecta; Lepidoptera; Erebidae. The record is from the annotation of a GenBank genome assembly.
AUGGACAAACAGAUAAAGUACAUGAAAGCUAGUGCGUCAGACGGAGUGCUGACCGAGCACAUAUCCUAUCAUGACGUACAUCACUAUGUCGUGAUCUACGUAAUGCUGAUCGCGGGAGCUAUCGCUCUCGCUGGUGUGGUGUGCUGGUGUGGCAGCGUCGGCGAGCACGACCAGCAACAACCUCGAGCCUUGAAGCGCAGCCGUGCACGGAAGCACGGUCAGCGCAAGCAGCGUGCCUGGAAUCGCAGGCAAUUAGGCAAGCGCCGGCGUAUCACCGCGCAGGAAUGCCUGACGUCGAACUUCCAACAGCGAGCAACGAGCCUUUUUCGGUCAGAUGUGUUAGUAAGCCUGCAGUGA